Messenger RNA from Ictalurus punctatus (channel catfish), 2019 nucleotides. RefSeq lists its product as uncharacterized. Bases 381 to 1169 code for a protein of 262 amino acids. Lineage: Eukaryota; Metazoa; Chordata; Actinopteri; Siluriformes; Ictaluridae. The record is from RefSeq and is a predicted model, not a curated record. The transcript is spliced from 6 exons. Gene Ontology annotation, cellular component: cytoplasm.
AAGAAAGGAGGCGGGAAGGAGAAACAAAGAGAAAAGCUGUGAUGUCACUCCCCACCACACCACUCAUACAAAGGCGUGAGUGAGAGAAACACACACACUUAUACUAUUCCACUACACAAACUAACUCCUGUUGACUCUGUGCCUUUCAUUCUGGAUAAAACACACCAAUAUACGGUGACCGUGCGUGCCAGGAAUGAGCAAAGCUGAAACAAUUGGGGCCAGCUGCAGGAGGAUGGGAGUAAUUCUCUCUUGAGAAGAGGAAAAGGAAGAGGGACAAAACUGAACAAUCACAUUUGCACGAGUGCUUCCUGUUUACCUGCAAAUACACGUUCUCGUGUUUAACAAACACUUUGUACCGGGCCCCAUACACACAAUCCAAUAUGCUGCAGCAAAUUCUCACAAAUAUGUACGUCGACCCGGACAUCCUGGAGGCUCUCAACGAGGAGCAGAAGAAGACGCUGUUCCUGAAGAUGAGAGAAGAGCAAGUUCGCCGCUGGAAGGAGAGAGAGGAGAAGGAAGAGAAGGAAGGCAGGAUGGAGAAGCCCAGGCCAAAGAAAUCCACUCUUAAGAAAGUGAAUUGGCUCCUGGGACGAGAUGGAGACGUGCAAGUGUGUGUUAUCGGUGAGACGGAUGAGUUCAAAUCGUCCAAACUCCUCCUGUCUGGACUCAGGGAAAAGCACGAGAACAACCUCAACACCUCCAACAGGCUUCAGAUUACUAGUCAUCUCAAAAGCUGCCUGGACAACCGAGUAAUCCAGGAGGACCGCAGUACGCCUGGGGUAGAGCUACUGCUCAACAAAACGGAGAGGAUGAACCACUCCAAUACUCUUCCAGACAUCCAGCAACAAAACAGUCACUCCACAGAAGAGCUCAAGAACCAAAAGGAUGACUCUUCAAAUUUCAGAACACCCAAAUCAUACAGGGCGGAUAGCGAGGCAUCUGCAGUGACGAGACUGAACCAGAUGGGUUUGCAGAAAAGUGCCGUGGAGCAAGACGUACAGGAAAGAGGAGUGGUAAAAGAACAAGGACUCGGCUCUCAAUUCGGAAGUCGUGUGGCUCAGCUCAGGAUGAACUUUAACACACCGAACACUAAGGUCCCCUCACCGUGCACCAAACCACCCAUUCCCACCAAACCGGCUCAUCUGCUGACAACGGCCUCCGUCACAUAAAAAUCACACCCGGAGGAAACCAAACACUUCAGAUAAACACCAGCUAUGGGUUCUCAAUAAUUUAACAUUAGCUGUAAAUAAACGUUGAUGCACAAAGCAGAGAAAAGGACUCCACUACACAUGGGACUUCCUUCAGCUUGGUAUACGGCUAUGAAGCAGACUAUGGUGUCAAAGAGGUAGAAUAAAACCUGAUCUACUGUAUAUGAUAUCAAAACCCUUUCACUCACUCCACUGCAGCAAGUCGAUACGCACAGCCUGGACUUUAGCAGUGCAUCAUCUUUUUUCUUUUCUUUUUAACAAGGUAUAAUAUCCACUGUUGGUCCUCUAAGUCCUUACUUAUAUAUAUACACACACACACACACACACACACACACACACACACAGUACCGUGCAAAAGUUUUAGGCACGUGCAAAGAUGCCUUCAAAAUAAUUCAAUUAAAUGUUUCUACAUUUUUUUUUUUUUUUUUUUUUUUUUUUUUUUAAAUACCAUAAAUAGCAAUAAUUUUUUUUUUCCUCUGAAAAGUGUCUCUUACGUAAUAUGCUGCCUUCUUUACUGACACAAACAUUUUUCUGAAACAUUUAAUUUUGUGCUAAAAACUAAUGUUUGGAAAUCUAAACUAUUUCGAUAAUGUAGAAGUCAUAAAAUAAAUAAAUAAAAUCUAUAACAAAGUUUGCACUAAACAAAAUAGGGUGCCUAAAACUUCUGCACAGUACUGUACACACUCCAAUUUUAUCCAGUCAAUGAAGGCCAAAGAUGUUUCUAGAUGUUUUCUACUUAUGUUAUCGAAUGUGCUUUGUAAAUAUGAUAUCGUAUCAAAUAUGCAAAUAAAACUUGUUGGGUUUCAAAGUU